AUGCCUGCCAGAAGCACUGCCCAAAGAAGACUUCUCAAAGAAUACCAAGAGCUCUCGAGAGACCCACCAGAAGGUAUCAUUGCUGGGCCUGCCAACGAAGACAACCUUUUUGUAUGGGAUUGUCUACUUGAAGGUCCUCCAGGAACAUCAUACGAGAAUGGGGUAUUUUCCGCAGUGCUCACUUUCCCAAAAGAUUAUCCAUUGUCUCCACCACUGUUGAAGUUUGAUCCUCCAAUUUUGCACCCUAAUAUCUAUGCCGAUGGUAAUGUGUGCAUAUCGAUCUUACACCCUCCAGGAGAAGAUCCUAAUCAAUACGAACGGGCCGAAGAAAGAUGGAGUCCGGUACAAAGCGUUGAGAAGAUCUUGUUGAGUGUGGUCAGCAUGUUAGCAGAACCAAACGUCGAAAGUGGAGCCAACAUUGAUGCCUGCAAGUUGUGGAGAGAUGAUAGAAAAAAGUUUGAGGAGAUUGUGAGGAAUGAUGUGAAGAAGUCUUUGGGGUUGUAG
Saccharomycopsis crataegensis is the source of this 504-nucleotide messenger RNA. It is a transcript of the gene UBC7, whose product is annotated as E2 ubiquitin-conjugating protein UBC7. The transcript has a single exon. Lineage: Eukaryota; Fungi; Ascomycota; Saccharomycetes; Ascoideales; Saccharomycopsidaceae. The record is from RefSeq and is a predicted model, not a curated record. Gene Ontology annotation, cellular component: endoplasmic reticulum; cytosol. Bases 1 to 504 code for a protein of 167 amino acids.